GGCCGGGCUGGGUCCUCCCGUUUGCUGCCGCUCGGCACCUGGCGCUGUGCAGCGCUGGGCCGGGCAGCGGCUCCUUCGGCCGGGGUGGCCCGCGGUUCACCUGAAACUGGACGAAAGAAGAGAAUGGAUAUGGGUAACCAACACCCAUCCAUAAAACGGUUGCAUGAAAUACAGAAAGAAGUCAAAGAAAUUGAACAGCAAGUCCUUGUCUUCAGUGGUCUGUCUACUGAUCGAGAUUACAAGAAAUUAGAAAGGAGUCUUACCAAACAGCUUUUUGAAAUAGAUUCUGUAGACACUGAAGGAAAGGGGGAUAUUCAGCAAGCCAGAAAGCGAGCUGCUCAGGAAACAGAGAGGCUGCUUAAGGAACUGGAACAAAAUGCAAACCAUCCCUGCAGACUGGAAAUAGAGGCUAUAUUCAAAGAGGCACAGUCCCUUGUGGAACGUGAGCUUACACCUUUUUACAAAGGAGGUAACUGCAUAAGUGACGAAUUUGAAGAAGGUAUUCAGGACAUUAUAUUGAGGCUCACCCAGGUGAAAACUGGAGGGAAAAUUUCUCUACGCAAAGCAAGAUACCGCACCCUGACAAAGAUAUGUGCUGUUCAGGAGAUUAUAGAAAGCUGUGUAAAGCAACAGCUGUCCCUGCCACUCUCCAAUGAUGCACAUCCUUCUGUCUCCAAAAUUAACUCUGUAAUGUGUGAUGUGAACAAAGCAAGAGGAACUCUUAUUGCACUUCUAAUGGGAGUGAGUAGUAAUGAUACCUGCAGGCAUCUCUCCUGUGUGCUUACAGGCCUGAUUGCUGAUUUGGAUGCUUUAGAUGUCUGUGGUCACAUAGAAAUAAGAAAUUACAGAAAGGAAGUUGUGGAAGAGAUCAAUAAAUUGCAGGAAUACCUGGACCUGGAAGAAGCAGCAAAUUCUACCCAUGCUUAUGAUUUGGCACAAAAUCAGUCCAUUCUAAAAAUAGAAGAGAUACGGAAGAAAACGAAGGAACUUAAUGCUCUGCUUUUAAAAACAGAGAAUGCUUCUGAUUUGUAUUUGGGAUCCAAAGCAGAAUUGCAGGGAUUAAUUGCCCUCUUGGAUGAAGUGAGUACAGGAAAAAACCCCUGUAUUAGAGAAGCCAGGAGGAGAGCAGUAAUAGAAGUUCAGACUCUUAUAACAUACAUUGAUUUGAAGGAAGCACUUGAGAAAAGGAAAAUGUAUCCUGAGCGAACUGCUGCUGAGCAUCAGUCUCAUAAAGCAGUUUGGACUGUUCUUGGAAACCUGUCUCAAAUUCAGCAGGAAGUGAUUUCAUUUGAUGGAAACAGAACAGAUAAAAAUUACAUGAGAUUGGAAGAACUCCUUACAAAACAACUUCUAGCGCUUGAUGCUGUUGACCCACAAGGUGAAGAGCGGUGUAAGGCUGCCAGAAAGCAAGCAGUAAAGUUUGCACAGAAUAUUCUUUACUAUCUGGACAUGAAAACAGAUGAAUGGGAAUACUGAAACAGCCAUGGCCUAACACAGAAGAAUUUUUUUUUCCUUUGGCACUUUAUGCAGAUCACUGGCAGUACAUAAUAAAAGUGGUGUGUUCUGUGCUUGCUUCAGUCACGGAGAUUGCGUAAGCAGUUGACUUGGCUGUACUCGAGUCUGGUAUCCUACGCAGUCACCCACUUGCCAUGGCAACUGUCAGUACACCAUCACCAACUCUGGUCAUUGCUAUAAGCAAAGAAGUGUGAUUUUUCUGAAGGAAUAGCUUAAUACUUGAUCAAAUGGCUUCUUUUUUUUUUUUCUGUUUUAAUCACCUUGUGCAGUGUUCGUUGAAUACAAAUUUUUCAAAGAUGCAGAAACUUCUUUAUGGUACUGUUCUGAUAUAACUAUUUAAAGGAGAUUGGACAUGGAAAUUACUACUCAAGCAGGAGGCACCAUCCAUCAGUUGCAUAGCAGCCUGGGUAUUCCCUUAAUGUGUUGUUACAUAAAGUAUGUAGGACAAAAAACCUGCUGGCUUUUGGGUUGUAAUUGAUAUAUUUCAUCCAUCACACCUUUCUGGGUGUUUAGAUUUCUAAGUUGAUGGAGCUAUGAAGCCAACUGCAAAUUAGCAUUUGCAUAGGGAAAGCCAAUUACAACUUUUUUGUAAUAUCUGAGCCCUCUGAUUUGCAAAAACAGUUUUUGUGUUGAUGUAAACUAAUGCUUUUGGGUACUAAGACUUGAAAAUCUGUACAUGUAUACUGACCAGAUGAAUGGGGUUUCAAGCAUUUCACACUGCCAUCCAUAAACCCCUGAAAGCUGCCCUGAACUUUAGUCAGUGGCUGCUUUGGUGUCUUUUAAAAUUCUGUUGUUAGAUCUGGUUUUGACUUGUCUUUUCACAUUUGAUGAAAACAGAAACAGGAUUCACUUUGACAUGAUUGAGUGUUUUGAAAUUAUUUUUGUAAAAUUGAAUUGUUAGCUAUAAAUAUGUCCCUAAUGAUGUAAAUGUGUUAUGUAUUUCGUACUGGACAGGUGUGGCUUCAAGCAAGUUUUGGAAAAGACUUGUAGCAAAUGUCUCUCCUUGCAACUCAUCACUUAAUUGUUUAGAAACUUAGUAAAUAAGCUUGCUUGUACUAUUGUGUACACCUACCUUUUUAUUUGUGGCUGCUAGUGCCAAUCACAUUUCUACUCUAGCAUGUUUUUUGGCAUUUUUUGAGAGCAUGGCAUUAAAAUGAAUUAAUCAUAAAGAUAUAUUUAAUUAUGGAUAGUUUGCACUCAGCUCUUUCCUGUUGGAUUAAUGAAUUAUUGUUCUAUAGUUUGCACCACUUUAGGGAGUAAAAAACAUUUCUGAUGUUAAAUAUUUUUAGAUAUAUUUUUGACUGAUUAGAGAAGAAGUACUGUCUGUGAGAGACAAGUGCCUUUAUGACACCAGUAACUUGCACCUUUUUAUUUAGAUAGAGGAACUAUUUACUGGCAGCUUGAGACAUUUGCAAUCUUUGCAAACUGGACUUCUCAUAUAAAUACAUACUAUAUAUAUAUAUAUAUAUAUAUAAUUCUACUAUAGUAUGUGUCAAAUUAACAUAGAUGACCAUUAAAAUGUAGAGUCCCCAGAAUUAGUAUCAGAUUUGGAAAGUGGGGAUUCUGCUUAAAAACAAAUGAAUUGGUGUGGAGAGAUGGGACAUAUUUGGCAGGUCUGUGCCUAUUACUCCAAGAAGCAGAGAAUAUAUUUGCUCCAUAACAUGCUUUGAGAUAUUCAGGAGAGGGUGUGUAAUUUUGGGAUAUGAAUAUAUUUUGAUUGUACAGGUGAUUGCUUUGCAAUUUUGCUUGCAAAAAGAUCUAUUUUUUUCAAAUAGACAAGACAAUUAUGCCUAAGGCACAAUUUGGCAAUGACAGAAUGUUUGUUGGAGAAUUCUCUCUGCUUCUUCAGAGCUACAACCCUGUUGAAUUUAUUGCUCCUUACCUCAAAAAAAAAAAUCCCCUACCUAAAAUUUUGAUCUGUGUUUAUAUGUUAUGUGGGUAACACAAUAAUGUUGUAGACCUGAAUUAUUUGCUCAUUUCAAACUUUAUACACAUUUAAGCUGCAACUUUUAGUUUGCAGUUAUAUUUUUAGGAAAUAUAAGGAUUUGAUAGAGUAAUGAUAUUAUUAACUUUUCUUUAGUGUUACCAUCAGAUCUGCAGUGGUUACUUGUAGAUUGCUUAACAAUUUAGUGUCCGUGUUAUUUGGAGGUUACAUGUAACUUUAUAAAUGUUUGAACCUUUUACAUAAAAAUGAGUAAGUAUUGUUUUCAGAUCAGACAUUUAUGCCUUCAUCUCAAAGGAGGCAAAUGUUUGAGGUCAGUGUAAUUUUGAUUAAUGAAUAGAGUUCAGUAGCAAGGUAUUGUGUGGAGUAAGAUUUUUUCCCAUUGUUUUGUAAUUUCAUAAAAGGACUUUUAAAAUUUUAUGGUAAAAUACUCAUCUGGAAUGGGAUUAAUUCACAGUUUUUGCAUGACUAGAAAUAAUAAAUAUGCUUAACCAAAAAAACAAUGCACAAAUUUCUCAAAAUCUUGCUUUUGUGCUGAAGAAUGUAAUUUCUUUGUUUUUUUAAUCCAAAGAUUGUGGGACACACAACUUUUCUUUGAGAAACAGCAGGCUGAAAUAAUUGGAAAAUGUAAAAAAUGGACCAAAUUGCAAAAGGCUGCAUUCUGGUACUAUACUGAAAUAUAAUAACUUUUACAUGUGCUGUGUGUUAUACCUUAGAGCAAAAUAAACAAUUUGAUAUAUGGGGGAAAGGUAAUCGUACACUGUGAUUCCUGUUUGUUAAUUGUAUUUCUUUUAAAACUAAUUUUCCUUAGUUAUUUCUGUGUUUUAUUUUUGUUCUUUACCACUCAAAGUGGGUUUGCAAUGUCAGCAGUUUGGAGGGUAUCUUUAAAUAGGGAUCCUGCUUUUUCAAUUUAACAGAAAUUGGUGUCUGUGCUCCUGAGAGUCUGUAUGUCUUGAUUUAUUGCUGUGUAGGAUAUGACAUUUGUAUAUACAAAUAUAAAAUGAAAUAUUGCAGUGUUAUAUUCUUGAUUAUUAAUAAACAAAAACAUCGCUACCUUUUACUAUCUAUUAAUUUGAAUGUUAUGCCCUGCUGCCUUUCUCUAUUUAUUUUUGAAUGUAAAUUACCUGAAUGUAAAUUAUUUUUGUCUUAGAAAAAGUUGUUUUAUUAAACAUAUAGACACAAAGCUCUGUAUUAUUUUUUCCCCUCUUUUAAAAGUUUGCUUUUAACUGCUGUAUUUAUGCCAUUAAAGAUCUUUGCGUGGAAA
Molecule: messenger RNA, 4721 nt
Organism: Calypte anna (Anna's hummingbird)
Lineage: Eukaryota; Metazoa; Chordata; Aves; Apodiformes; Trochilidae
Gene: BAG5
Product: BCL2 associated athanogene 5
Exons: 2
Coding region: 124-1476 (450 amino acids)
Biological process (GO): negative regulation of protein ubiquitination; protein stabilization; regulation of inclusion body assembly
Cellular component (GO): cytosol; membrane; nucleus
Molecular function (GO): adenyl-nucleotide exchange factor activity; protein-folding chaperone binding
Source: RefSeq, a predicted model, not a curated record